This is a messenger RNA of Aspergillus clavatus NRRL 1, 1077 nucleotides long. Its product is annotated as isopenicillin N synthase family dioxygenase. NCBI's taxonomy places the organism in Eukaryota, Fungi, Ascomycota, Eurotiomycetes, Eurotiales, Aspergillaceae. The record is from RefSeq and is a predicted model, not a curated record. Bases 1 to 1077 code for a protein of 358 amino acids. The transcript has 2 exons.
AUGCCCAACAUGGUCAAGCAAGACACCGUCGACCUGCCGGUCAUUGACUUUGCAGCCCUCAACGAAAAAGAUGCGUCGGGCCAGCGCACAUCCACAUCCAUCAACGAGCGCCAUCGCCUCUUCACAGCGCUCCGAGACACGGGCUUUGCCUACCUAAAGCACCCAGGGGUCAAUCAGAGCACGGUGGACGAACUGUUCGCACACUCGCGGCGCUUCUUCGCCAAGCCGCUGGACCAGAAGAUGCAGAUCCUGGGCCAGCUCGAGAAAGGUCGCGGGCCCAGCCAGGGCUACUCCAACCCGCUGAAGCUGGCGCACAACCCACAGACGUCCGACUUGAAAGAGUUCUUCGGCAUGUAUCGCGACGACGACACAGAGAAGCCGAACCAGUGGCUGGGCGAUGCGGACUCUCGCGCCAUGCGCGCAGACCUGGUGCGCUUCUUCGACUCGUGCCACGGGGUCAUCCGCGAGCUGCUGAGCGCGCUGGCGGAGGAGGUCGGGCUGGCGGCCGAGACGCUGCAUCCGGCCAUCGGCGAGAAGAACCAUUUCAUUGCGUGCUUGCAUUAUCCCGCGACGGAGCCGGAGUCGUUCCGCACGCGGGUGCGCGCGGCCGCGCACACGGACUACGGAUGCAUGACAUUGCUGUUCAACGAUGCGGGCGAGGGACUGCAGGUGCUGCGCCAGGAUGGGCAGUAUGAGUAUGUCCCGCGCAAGGAUGACUGCGCAGUUCUGAAUGUUGGCGACCUUCUCUCCCGCUUCUUCAACGGUCUUCUCCCGUCCACCAUGCACCGGGUCGUGGAGCCCCCGGCUACGCGGACCGGCGCGUCGACUACCGAGGUCCCCGACCGCUACUCGAUCGCCUUCUUUGGGCACUUCAACCUGGAUGUGCUGGUGAAGCCCCUGGAGGCGCUGGUGUCCGCGGCGAACCCGGCGCGGUUCGAGCCCGUCGUGGCGGGAGAGCACGUCAAGGCGCGGGUGAAGCAGCUGCAUGUUGCGGGGCAUAGUCUGAAGGACAACGAGCAGGGUGUUGAGAGCCGGGCUGCCGUUGCGCAGCCGGCUGUGGCGAGUGCGUCGGUUUGA